Arvicanthis niloticus (Nile rat) is the source of this 856-nucleotide messenger RNA. The record is from RefSeq and is a predicted model, not a curated record. Lineage: Eukaryota; Metazoa; Chordata; Mammalia; Rodentia; Muridae.
GUUCCAAAUAGUCCAAGGAGCUGGUUAGAGGUAAGAUGUUACAGAAAAACAUAACACAGAGCUGGUUAGAGACUGGCCAUACCUGUGGCAUGAUGAUGACAAUCUUCCAGAUUUAAAGUUUUACAAGGGCUAAGAACAGAGUCAGAUGGGCAAGACUUCACAGAGGAAGCAAUGUGACUGUGAGAACCCAUCAAAACCUUGUUUAAGUACCUCAAUCCCCUUGAGGUUGUCUAGUUAUACGUUCAAGAGGCCAGUCACUAAAAUCACAUCCCAUCUGGGCAAUGAGGUAAGAUACUAUCAGUGGGAGGAGACCUUGGAGAAGCCGGAACAAGCCUGCUGGCAGAAGAGACUUCAAGGACUCCAGGCCUACAGCAGUACAGGAGAACUUUUGAACACUUCAGACAUUGCCAAGGCUUUGCAAGACCUCACACCUAAAGACACAGAUGCCUCUGCUUCAGCCACGCAAGCCAACAGCAUUGACCCCAGGCCCAUGCCCACCCUUGAGUCAUCUUCACAUUUGUCGAAGAUGAUUCCAGAAGCAGGCCCACAGAUUGUUUGCAAAGAAUUUCUGGUCACUGAAGAGGAUAUUGUCAACCAGGAAAGGAAAGUGCAAAUAGCAAGAGAAAGACUGGCAGUGGCGUUGAUUGCACACAAGCUAGCAAAUGAGGUGGAGAAAAUGAAGGGGUCAAGGAAGACAAACUUAUAAACAUGAUGGGGGCAAGGCUGGGGAGAAGACACUGCAGAUGAAACGGGGCAUGGCUUUGUUUUAACAGCUCCUUGCAGUGUCUUUUAUUUUGAGACCUUGAAACGUUAAACUUAACAAUACUUUAUUAAAAGUCUUUGUGCCAUGCAAAAA